CAUCUCCCAGUCGCACUCAUCCACUCGCCGCUCGUUCCCCAACCAGCAGCACCAAGCAACCAUCUUCUCUUCUCUCCGUCCCUCGCGACGACGACCGGCGGCGGCAUGCAGUCGGGCUCGGCGAGCUCUGGUGCGGCGCCGUUCGUGGCCAAGACGUACGGGAUGGUGGACGACCGUGCCACCGACGCCGUCGUCGCCUGGGGCCCCGCCGGCAACAGCUUCGUCGUCGCCGACCCAUUCGCCUUCUCGCGCGCGCUCCUCCCGGCCCACUUCAAGCACGCCAACUUCUCCAGCUUCGUCCGGCAGCUCAACACGUACGGCUUCCGCAAGGUCGACCCGGACCGCUGGGAGUUCGCGCACGCCUCCUUCCUCCGCGGCCAGACGCACCUCCUCCGCCACAUCGUGCGGCGCCAGAGCAGCGGCAAGCGCGGCAAGGGCGACCUCGAGGAGGACGACGAGGACAGGAGCAGCAGCAGCAGCAGCGAGAUGCUGGCCAUGGAGGUGGCCCGGCUGAGGAACGAGCAGAGGGCGACGGAGGAGCGCGUGGCGGACAUGUGGCGCCGGGUGCAGGAGACGGAGCGCCGGCCCAAGCAGAUGCUCGCCUUCCUCCUCAGGGUCGUCGGCGACCCCGACGUGCUCCGCCGCCUCGCGAGCAGCUCGGGCAGCGGCCCGGGCGAGGGCGCGGAGGUCAAGAGGCCGCGGCUGCUCCUCGACGGCGACGGCGCGGGGGUCGACGGGCUGUCGUACCACCGCAGCGGCAACGACCUGAGCCCGGAGGAGGCCUUGGUGCCGGAGCCGAGCGUCGACCUGUACUUCGCCGGAGCCGACGGGUUCGGCGACGUGCAGAUGGACGGCUCCCCGCCCUACGGCUUUCACAUGGACAGCAGCUACUGACUGCUUCCCUGGACGCCGGCUGUCGGUGCCGGUGCCGGUGCCGAUGCCGAUGAACAGCUCUGCUCUGUAUCACUUUAUGUAUGUGUAGAGAAAGGAAGGUAGGUAGAUAAGCUCUGACUUGGGGCUGUACAGGCGCUCGAAAUGACAAAUGGGAGACUGUCUUUUUUUUACUGCAUUUUAGCUCAGCAACUUUGGUCAUGUCAGAUGUGCAAAACCAGAGCAACUUUGGUCA
Messenger RNA from Hordeum vulgare subsp. vulgare (domesticated barley), 1126 nucleotides. Its product is annotated as heat stress transcription factor C-2a-like. Lineage: Eukaryota; Viridiplantae; Streptophyta; Magnoliopsida; Poales; Poaceae. Bases 106 to 894 code for a protein of 262 amino acids. Gene Ontology annotation, cellular component: nucleus. The transcript has a single exon. Gene Ontology annotation, molecular function: DNA-binding transcription factor activity; RNA polymerase II cis-regulatory region sequence-specific DNA binding. Gene Ontology annotation, biological process: regulation of transcription by RNA polymerase II. The record is from RefSeq and is a predicted model, not a curated record.